AUGCGCUACUGAAGAAAACAGAGAGUCCAAAAACAGAGUCGGUCACCAAAACCACAAAAAUUCUCAUCCAAUUACCAUGGAUUCAUUCUUCUUUCCCUCCCCAAAUUCAAUUUCAUCUCCGGAGUCCUCUUUUGGGUCACCGGAAUCUUUCUCUCAGAGCUUUUCAUUCAAUAACAGCUCUCUUCCUUUCAAUGAAAAUGACUCGGAAGAAAUGCUUCUGUACGGACUAAUAGCUGAGGCCACACAAGAAGCUACGUCUACCAAUAGAGUUAAGGAAGAAGAGGUGAGUUGGGGAAUUGAGGAGAAUCCGAGUAAAGAAAAAUCCUAUAGAGGAGUUAGGAGGAGGCCAUGGGGGAAGUUUGCGGCAGAAAUAAGGGAUUCAACUAGACAUGGGAUUAGGGUUUGGUUAGGGACAUUUGAUAGUGCAGAAGCAGCUGCUUUGGCUUACGAUCAAGCUGCUUUUUCAAUGAGGGGUUCAUCGGCUAUACUCAAUUUUCCGGUGGAAAGGGUUCAAGAAUCUCUAAGAGAGAUGAAGUGUGGCAUGGAGGAAGGGUGUUCACCGGUGGUGGCACUCAAGAGAAAACACUCCAUGAGGAAGAAAAUGAUAAACAAGAAGAAGAAAGAGAGAGAAGUGAGGAUAGAAAAUGUGGUGGUGUUGGAAGAUUUAGGAGCUGAUUAUUUGGAAGAGCUUUUAAGUUCAUCUGAUCAAAACACCGCUAGGCCUUGGUGAAUGAAUAAAAACUCCAGUUUCAGAGGCCUUAGUCUUGUUUAUUUUUUUCUUUUAAUUAUGUGUUUCUUCUUUUAAUUUUU
This is a messenger RNA of Pistacia vera, 810 nucleotides long. Its product is annotated as ethylene-responsive transcription factor 1B-like. Bases 77 to 730 code for a protein of 217 amino acids. NCBI's taxonomy places the organism in Eukaryota, Viridiplantae, Streptophyta, Magnoliopsida, Sapindales, Anacardiaceae. The transcript has a single exon. The record is from RefSeq and is a predicted model, not a curated record. Gene Ontology annotation, biological process: regulation of DNA-templated transcription; ethylene-activated signaling pathway. Gene Ontology annotation, molecular function: DNA binding; DNA-binding transcription factor activity.